Messenger RNA from Pelodiscus sinensis (Chinese soft-shelled turtle), 984 nucleotides. NCBI's taxonomy places the organism in Eukaryota, Metazoa, Chordata, Testudines, Trionychidae. The record is from RefSeq and is a predicted model, not a curated record.
CUUUCACUGUCUGGCAUGCAUUGGGUUGAGCCAUCGUCCGCAGCUGCUGUCUGUCCCGUUCCAGUUACGAGGAAAUGCCCCAAGUGCUAUGACUUGUGUUUUCUGCCUUCAGCUUCGGACUUGCCCAAGAGCUUGAUGCCUGGACCUUACCCCAAGACCGCAGAGGAACGGGCAGCUGCUGCUAAGAAAUACAACAUGAGAGUGGAGGACUAUGAGCCAUAUCCCGAUGAUGGCAUGGGGUAUGGUGAUUAUCCCAAACUUCCUGACCGAUCUUCUCAUGAGAAAGACCCCUGGUAUCAGUGGGACUACCCGGGUGCAAGACGAAACUGGGGAGAGACGAUGCACUGGCAUCAUGACAUGUAUCUCCGGACCCGUGUUGACACAUCCCCCACUAUGAUCUCCUGGCACACCAUGCGCAAUCACUUCCUCCUCUUUCUUGGCUUCAUGCUGUUCAUGUUUGGUAUGGGAGAAAUAUACCCGUCUUACAUGCCUGUGGGACCGAAGCAGUACCCUUAUAAUAACCUCUACCUGGAGCGAGGGGGCGAUCCCAGCAAAGAGCCCCCCGAGGUGAAGAACUAUGAAAUCUGAAAGGCACGUGGAAAUAGAGCUCCUCUCCUGAGACACUUCUCUUGGGGGCCCUCCGCAGUGUUCCGUGCAGGAUGCACUGGCCACUUCUCUUAGGCAUUUACUCUUCAUGAAAUAUAUUGUGAAAACACAUGUGGUGAAUUUCCUUUCUUUGGAGGGGCUAUAAAGGGGGCGGUGAAGUUACUGAGCAGGGGCAGAAUUCCUUUGAGUACGUGAUGGCACUUCAGGAAGAAGUUCCAGGGUGUUGAUAUUUAUGCAUCUGUGUAUUGUGGGCACUGGAAUUCUUAUGUAAAUCUGAUUGUGAUUUGUGUGGGCCACAGUGCCAGCCACCAAGCUCAUCCUUGCAGUUGCUGGAAGGAGAAGAAAGUAAAAUAGAAUUCUGCUGUGUGUUCAAGGAUA